This is a messenger RNA of Hevea brasiliensis (rubber tree), 1997 nucleotides long. RefSeq names its product ABSCISIC ACID-INSENSITIVE 5-like protein 7. Gene Ontology annotation, biological process: positive regulation of DNA-templated transcription. Lineage: Eukaryota; Viridiplantae; Streptophyta; Magnoliopsida; Malpighiales; Euphorbiaceae. The transcript is spliced from 5 exons. Gene Ontology annotation, molecular function: DNA-binding transcription factor activity. The record is from RefSeq and is a predicted model, not a curated record. Gene Ontology annotation, cellular component: nucleus. Bases 255 to 1574 code for a protein of 439 amino acids.
UCGAGGGCCAGUAGACACUUGUCGCCUCCACCAGCCAGUCCCAGAGAAACGACACUCUUCGAUUCGGAGUCUCUCGCUCUCUAAUUUCCACGCCGAUUUUUUUUUUUAAUUUUAAUUUUCUUUUUUAAAGAAAGAAAAUUUAAAAUUAUUAUAGAAAACAAACUGGAAGGAGUGGGAUUUCAUUUUGAUCUACUUAAAUUGGGAAAAAGAUACAAGCCUAUUUGGUUUAGCUGUUGCUGUUGCCGCUACUAUUAAUGGGAUCUCAUUUGAACUUCAAGAACUUUGGUAAUGCCCCAGCCGGGGAGGGCAGCGGUGCAAAGCCACCAGGGAGUUCCCUUUUAGUCCGCCAGCCUUCAGUAUACUCAUUGACCUUUGAUGAGUUCCAGAACACAUGGGGUGGAGGACUUGGGAAGGAUUUUGGAUCAAUGAACAUGGAGGAGCUAUUGAAAAACAUAUGGACAGCUGAAGAGACUCAGGCAAUGACCAGUUCUGUUGGUGUUGUAGAAGGAAGUGUCUCUGGUGGGAAUUUGCAGAGACAAGGGUCUUUAACUUUGCCUAGGACACUAAGUCAGAAGACUGUUGAUGAGGUUUGGAAAGACUUGAUGAAAGAAAUCAAUAGUGGCGCUAAAGAUGGGAGCAACAUGGGAUCAAAUAUGCCUCAGAGACAACAGACUUUGGGAGAGAUGACUUUGGAGGAGUUCUUGGCCAGGGCAGGGGUUACGAGAGAGGAUACUCAGCUAAUUGGAAGGCCAAAUAAUAGCGGAUUCUUCGAUGAAUUAUCCCGUCUAAAUGAUAACAGCAAUAAUAUCAGUAACAACAGUACUGGUUUAACUCUUGGGUUUCAGCAGCCAAAUCGAAACAAUGGACUUGUGGGAACCAGAAUAGUGGAAAACAAUAAUAACAUAGUUGCUAGUCAGGCUGCAAAUUUAGCCCUGAAUGUAGGUGGAAUCAGAUCCUCUCAGCCACUACCUCAGCAGCAGCUGCAUCAGAACCAGCCCCCGCAGCAGCAACCACUCUUCCCCAAGCCCACAAAUGUGGCUUUUGCAUCCCCUAUGCAUUUAGUAAACAGUGCUCAGCUUGCCAACCCAGUAGUGAGGAAUUCAGUUGUUGGGAUUGCGGAUCCGUCUAUAAACAAUAAUUUAGUUCAUGGUGGAGGAAUGGGAAUGGUUGGUUUAGGAGCUGGGGCUGUUACAGUUGCAACCGGAUCUCCUGCAAGUCAGAUAUCACCAGAUAUGAUCACAAAAGGUAAUGCAGAUACUCCUUCAAUGUCACCAGUUCCUAACAUGUUUGGCCGGGGAAGAAAAGCCAGUGCUGCUUUGGAGAAGGUAAUUGAGAGAAGACACCGGAGAAUGAUUAAAAAUAGAGAGUCAGCUGCAAGGUCACGCGCUCGUAAGCAGGCCUAUACAUUGGAGCUAGAAGCAGAAGUUGCAAAACUUAAAGAACUGAACCAAGAGUUGCGGAGCAAACAGGAAGAAAUUAUGGAAAUGCAGAAAAAUCAGUUCCUGGAGACAAUAAAUCGGCAAUGGGGAUCUAAAAGGAAAUGCUUGCGGAGGACACUAACAGGCCCUUGGUAGAGCUCAUAUAUUUGAUUGUGGAUAGUGGCAGGGCUUGAACAUGCAAGGUCUACGGAUUGGAGGGUGCAGCUUUGGCCUGCAUCUUAUACUUUGAAGGUUAGGUAGCUGUACGUAUAGGAACAGAGGGUUGAGUUGUAAAUUAUGACUUGAAAUUAGUUUUACACUAUAGAUUAAACUUUAUUAUAGUGUCAUCUUUAUUUGCUUGUCAUUUGUUCGUAGAGGACAUGUAGGAUAGUGAAGCUAGUGUGCUACAGGGUUAGCUUAAUGAAUUGGGUUAGUUUCUAAACACUAAGAGAACUAGUCUUAUAUCUAUCAUAAAAAAAAAAAAGAAAGAGCUAGUCUUAUUAAUGACAUCUGUAUAACUUUUGGCAUUGGUUAUUUGGCUCUGUAUAUUAUUUUGUGUUGGUGUUCGUACCUUUUUCA